Magnolia sinica is the source of this 3472-nucleotide messenger RNA. RefSeq names its product probable LRR receptor-like serine/threonine-protein kinase At1g56130. The record is from RefSeq and is a predicted model, not a curated record. Bases 46 to 3369 code for a protein of 1107 amino acids. The transcript has 27 exons. Gene Ontology annotation, molecular function: ATP binding; protein kinase activity; protein binding. Lineage: Eukaryota; Viridiplantae; Streptophyta; Magnoliopsida; Magnoliales; Magnoliaceae. Gene Ontology annotation, biological process: protein phosphorylation.
UGGGAUUUCAAAUUCUAUAGCUACGGUACGCCCGUGCCUAGAGUGAUGAAAAGGUCCACGCUAAAAUCUCCAUCUCAUAUACUGCUUGCCUCUUGCUUCUGGUGCAUACACCUCUUGUGUUUGGUGGAGAGAUGCAAAGUUCAUGCUCAAACUAAUUUUACAACAGACCCAGAUGAAGCUAGAGCUCUUAAUGCCAUUUUCCAACGUUGGGGUUUUUCUGUUACUGGUGAAUGGAACAUAAGUGGAGACCCAUGUAGUGGGACUGCCGUUAAUUCAUCAACAAUCAGCAACCCUGGGAUCAAAUGUGAUUGCCAAUCCAACGGUGGAGGCACCUGCCACAUAAUCGAAAUGAAAGUGUAUAAUCAGGGGGUGCAAGGGGCAAUUCCAGAAGAGCUCUCGAACCUGAUAUCGCUGACAAAACUGGAUCUGUCAUACAAUAACAUAGAGGGUUCCCUGCCAGCAUUUAUCGGCAGUUUUAGGCACCUGCGCUACCUGGAUAUAAGGGACAAUAACUUCAAUGGUUCGCUCCCACCUGAGAUAGGGACUUUGCCAAGUCUGGAGCACUUGGAUGUGUCAGAUAAUAACAUAACGGGUCCCUUUCCAGCGUUCAUCGGCAACAUAACGAGCAUGCUCCACUUGAAUGUCCAAGAAAAUUACAUGACGGGUCCCUUGCCAGCAUCCAUCGGCAAUUUAAGGAACUUGAGCUUCCUUUCCGUUGGAAUGAAUGCCAUAUCAGGGAGCAUCCCCAAAGAGCUGGGAAACCUUCGGAAUCUAAUCUCCUUGAAUAUAGGCUCAAACAACUUCACUGGUUCGCUCCCACCUGAGCUGGGGAAUUUGACAAGUCUGCAAAUACUAUACAUUGAUAGCUGCGGGCUAAGCGGCCAGAUUCCUUCAACAUUUGCCCGCUUGAGAAAUCUGAAUGCCUUGUCGGCAUCUGAUAACAACUUCACAGGAAUAAUACCUGAUUUCAUUGGGAGUUGGGCUCUCACUUAUUUGGGUAUGCAAGGCAAUGCUUUCGAGGGUCCCAUACCAUCCAGUUUUUCUAAUUUGACCUCACUGAACUAUUUGAGCCUCAGUGACGUGUCUAAUGGGAGCUCCUCGUUGAAUUUUAUUGUGAAUAUGACAUCUUUACGCAUCUUAGUCCUAAAAAACAAUAUGCUUUUUGGCACUAUCCCGUCCACCAUUGAAAAUCUUCAAUCAUUGAAGCAUAUGGAUUUGAGCUUCAACAAUUUAAGUGGCCCAAUUCCAGCAUCGCUCUUCAAUAUAAGUUCACUUGCUAACUUGUUUCUUGGAAACAACAGCUUAUCCGGUACAUUGCCGUCCCAAAAAAGAAAUACACUUCUUAAUAUAGAUUUAUCAUACAAUUAUUUAUCAGGAAGCUUUCCAUCUUGGGUUUCAGAAGAAGUCUCAAGCUUGAACUUGGUAUUUAAUAAUUUCAUAUUCAAUGAUUUUAACAGCAGUGGUUUGCCCUUAAGCUUGAAUUGCCUUCAGCGAAGCUUUCCAUGCAGUCAGAAAUCUCCAAUCCAGUCUUCAUUCGCGAUAAGGUGUGGUGGACCCCCAUUGAAAACUAACGACACAGGGUAUGAGGGGGACAAUGAACCUCUGGGCCCAUCAACCUUUAAGGCCAGCACAGAUAAGUGGGCCGUCAGCAAUGUAGGAAUAUUUGCUGCACGCACCAACGGAGAUGACAUUAUAGGCAACAGCAGCGAAUAUAACAGGCACACUGAGGUUGUAUUUCGGAAUACAACAGACUCGAAGCUAUUCCAAUACGCAAGGCUAUCACCAGGAUCGCUGAGAUAUUAUGGUCUGGGGCUUGAAAACGGGAACUACACUGUAAAUCUGAAAUUCGCAGAAACGGAAUUUCCAGAUUCAGAAACUUGGAAGAGAGUUGGAAAGCGUGUUUUCGAUAUUUAUCUUCAGGGCAAUCUGGCAUGGAAAGACUUUGAUAUAAAAAAAGAAGCAGGUAUUGCCUUCAAAGGCAUUGAGAAGACACAAUGGGUUAUGGUAUAUGAACAUAUUCUUGAAAUUCAUCUUCUUUGGGCUGGAAAGGGGACUUUCUGUAUACCUUCUGGGAGCACUACUUAUGGACCCGCCAUCUCAGCCAUCCAUGUUACUCCUAAUUUCGAACCGGUUGUCGGGACUCGACGAAAGAAGAACAAGAUUGCUUUGGCUGCUGAAAUUUUGGCUUCUGUUGUUCUAAGCAUUGUAUCUGUUUCUGUAUUUUUGAUUUGGAAAAGGAGUAAAAGGUCGAGUGUUGAUGAAGGAGAGCUUUUAAGAAUGGGUCCCAGACCAAACACUUUCAGUCACCGAGAACUGAAGACCGCUACCGAAGACUUCAGUCCGGCAAAUAAGCUGGGACAGGGAGGAUUUGGGCCCGUUUUUAAGGGCACAUUACUCGAUGGGCGGAUGGUGGCUGUAAAGCGACUCUCGGUAACAUCUCGGCAAGGAAAGAGUCAGUUUCUAGCAGAGAUUGCCGCUAUAUCUGCCGUCCAACAUCGAAACCUGGUGAAAUUGUAUGGAUGCUGCAUCAAGGGAGCUAAUCGGCUCCUUGUUUAUGAGUAUCUAGAAAACAAGAGCCUGGAUCAAGCACUCAUCGGAGAGAGUAACUUGCAUCUGGAAUGGCAUACGCGCUUCGAGAUAUGCUUGGGGACAGCAAGAGGUCUCGCUUACCUUCACGAGGAAUCCAGGCCCCGCAUUGUUCAUAGGGAUGUCAAAGCCAGUAAUAUUCUGCUUGAUGCUAAUCUCAAUCCAAAGAUAUCAGAUUUUGGUUUGGCCAAGCUCUACGAUGACAAGAUGUCCCACAUCAGUACCGGUGUCGCAGGGACAAUAGGCUACAUCGCACCGGAGUACGCCAUGCGUGGGCAUCUGACGGAGAAGGCUGAUAUAUUUGGAUUUGGAGUCGUUGCUCUGGAGAUUGUAAGCGGAAGGGCAAACCCAUGUGAGAACGUGUAUCCAGAGAAUAUGUAUCUCGUCGAAUGGGCUUGGCAUCUCCAUGAAAACAACCGCGCAUUGGAACUGGUUGAUCCAACGCUAUCCAACUUCGAUGCAGAAGAAGCAGCUCGGAUGAUCGGCAUUGGUCUUCUAUGUAUCCAGGCAUCACCAUCACUACGGCCACCCAUGUCACGGGUGGUGGCCAUGCUGCAGGGAGACAUUGAAGUGAGCACCGUCACGUCAAAGCCAGGCUACUUAACUGAUUUGCCACCCAAUUUUACAAGCAGUUUCAUGAGUGACGGCACUUUGACAGCAUCGACUAGUGUAACUUCCAGCAGCCAAAAGUUAUCACCCGCGAAUGAAAGCAUCUCACCCUGUGAACCUUUGAGCUUAUGCGUUUCGAGGUUGACCGCAUCCGAUCUCUCCAUACAUGCAUAAAUAUAUGUGCAUGUAUAUAAGACAACAUAUUUAGACCCAGGCGGUUUGGUUGUUGGUAUUUGAUACAUGUUUUGCAUUUAUUUAAGUCACGUUUGGAUGAUAA